Messenger RNA from Aspergillus eucalypticola CBS 122712, 309 nucleotides. RefSeq lists its product as uncharacterized. Bases 1 to 309 code for a protein of 102 amino acids. NCBI's taxonomy places the organism in Eukaryota, Fungi, Ascomycota, Eurotiomycetes, Eurotiales, Aspergillaceae. The transcript is spliced from 3 exons. The record is from RefSeq and is a predicted model, not a curated record.
AUGGCGGGCCUGAGGAGCGUUCUAGUAUUUGAAUAUAAUAUAGCUGAACGAAAGGAGUUAGUCUCGGAAUCUCCGGAAUCCCAUCACUUGGCGAACCACGUACAAGGCAUGAAUGACACCAGGAAGCCAACCCAGGAUUGUCAAACAGAUGUUGAUCAGGAGAUCAGCACCACAUCCUCGCUCAAGGAAGACACCCAGCGGGGGCAAGAUGAUCGCAAAAAUGAUCUUGCAGAUAUCCCUAUGAUCCCAAGGACCUAUCCCAAGACAGCUCCAGCUUGUCAAGAUCAAGUUAUGCGCGCGUUUGUAUAA